AUGUUUUGGUUAUGGCUAACUUUGGGCAUCGUGGUUUUAACCACAGCAAAUGCUGAACAUCCAUUCUGGAUACAAGAAAUCGAAGAACUGCCAGAUUUAUCUUAUUCGGCAGUGUCUAGAAACACUGAAAACGUUUAUCGAUUACCAGAAAAUGUUGUGCCUUUGAAUUAUGAUAUUUACAUCGAUUUGUAUUUUGCUGAGAGACAGGACAGGCCUUUUAGUUACGAUGGACUGGAAUUCAUUACCAUACAGGCUAGAGAAGAAAAUGUUACAAAUGUGAUUCUGCAUUCUAAUGUCGAUCAAAUAAAUUCCGUUUCCCUACUUUCUGAAAAUGAGCAGUUAUUUCCCUUGGAUACUGACGAGCCCUUUACUUUAGUACCUCAAUAUCACUUCCUAAGACUAAAUUUACAACAAGCACUUGACCUUGGCAGUAAUUAUACACUAAUAAUUAAUUAUACUAGUACAAUGAAUGAGGGGCCAAUGAAGAGAGGUCUAUGGAGAGGGUGGUAUAUUGAUGACGAAGGAGUUGAAAGAAUAUAUGCAGGUACACACUUUCAACCAUACAAUGCAAGGCAAGCUUUUCCGUGUUGGGAUGAGCCGUUAUUUAAAGCAGUGUUCAAAAUUCAUCUUUCAAAGCCGUCAAGUUACUCGGGUACAUUCUCCAAUACUGGUGUAGAAAGCACUGACAUAUUACCAAAUAAUAGAACACAGGACAACUUUUUAGAAACCCCUAUAAUGUCUUCCUAUCUUGUGACUUUCUUAGUUAGCGAAACGUUUCAAGUCAUUGCUAGUAACACGUCUCUAACUCCACCAGUAAGAAUUAUAGGUAGAUCAAAUACAGCAGGUUUAGGGGAUCACGCUCUAGAUCUGACAGUUAAAAUGACAGAACAUUUUAAUGAAUAUUUCCAAAUACCGUAUCACACUUUACACCCAAACCUUCUAAAUGAUCACAUUGCGUCUCCGGAUUGGGCAUCAGCAGCGACUGAAAAUUGGGGCAUGGUCAGUUACAGGGAAUUGUACAUGAUUAUUGAUCCUCGGGAAACAAUUAUGUCAGUUGAACACUACGCUGCUACUUUGGUUUCACACGAAUUAGCUCAUAAAUGGUUUGGCAAUUUGAUAACUUGCUUUUGGUGGAGUAAUACUUGGAUUAAUGAAGGUUUCGCUAGUUAUUUUGGAUAUAUGUCUGCCCAUCAGAUGUUCCCAAAGUACGAUCUGCAUGAGCAUUUCAAUACUCGUUAUAUUCAUAACAGCUUGUCCUUUGACUCUGGACAGUCAACUGUUCCAUUAAACCAUGAUGUUAAUACUCCAGCACAAGUGACUGGACAUUUCGGAACUAUAAGUUAUUCAAAAGGUGCAGCAUUUCUAAAAAUGAUCGAAGAUAUGAUAACCUAUGAAACAUUCCGGAAAGCGUGUCAAUAUUUCUUGUUGGAUAAUCCGUACGCUGCAACGGACCAGUAUGACUUAUAUAAUGCAUUCGCAAGAGCUAUAGAUGAAGAUGGCACUUUAAGCGAGUAUUCAAAUUUUAACUUUACGGACUACUAUCGUAUUUGGGUAAACGAAGCAGGUUAUCCUCUUUUAACGGUAGAAGUAGACUACGAAAACGGAGGAAUGACUUUGACGCAAGAAAGAUUUUUCCUAAGUCCUUCCACAUCAUCUACUGGUCAAAUCUACCCAAUACCUAUAACAUAUGCUACCGAAUCCGGACCAAAUUUCUCAAAUCUAAAGCCAUCGCAAAUGAUGACAACGCAAAGACUAGUAAUUCCAAAAGAAGCUGCAGAUGAAUGGGUUAUAUUUAACUUACAACAACAUGGUCAUUACAGAGUUAACUAUGAUCGCAAAACUUGGAAUUUAAUAUCGCAGGCUUUGUUAGACGAUCCGGAAUCUAUUCAUUACUUAAACCGAGCACAAAUCGUUAAUGAUGUUUUCGCCUUGAUGAGAGCUCAGAAAUUAACGUACGACGUUGGUUUUGACAUCCUCAAGUUUCUCAGUAAAGAAAUAAAUUAUCACGUAUGGAAUCCUGCAAUAAGUGGAUAUACUUGGCUAAGAAAUAGACUACGUUACGUUUCCGAGAGCCAGGCGACAUUUGAUUCGUAUAUCCUCGACUACAUGAGUCAAGUUAUCAAUGUUCUUGGGUAUGAUCCGGAUAGUAAUGAGUCGGUUACAACAACCCUGACAAGACAAGAAAUCAUGCACUUUGCCUGCAAUCUCGGACAUGAAGGCUGCAGACAGAAUUCCAGAAACAAGUUCAUCGAAAUGAGAGACAACGAUGCUUGGGUUGAUCCUCGAAUUCGUCGUCAUGUCUAUAUAGCAGGUGUUAGGCAUGGUGGACAGCAAGAUUUUGAGUUCCUUUUAAAUAGAUUUAGAAAUUCAAACUUUGCUAACGAUCAAUUGGAAAUGCUAAGGGGUCUAGGAGCUACCAGAGAUCCACAGCUAUUGACCAGAUAUGUGGAAUUGACUUUGGAAAAUGCAGUUAGAUCACAAGACAAAGCUACAUCUUUUAACUAUGCUUUAUUGGGUAAUCCAGAAAAUGCCAAUACUGUACUGCAGUUCGUAAAAAAUCGUAUUAACGAUAUCAGAGAAGCAUACGUGCAAGAUGCUCCACCAAAUCCCGUGCACACAGUUCUCAGCAAUCUUGCGUCGUAUCUUGAUGAAGCUGGACUUGUUGAGUAUGAAGAAUGGCUACGUAGUACACAGAGCGGCACACCACAAUUUAAUUCGGCUAUAUCUGCUAUUAAUUCCGCUCGUAAUAAUAUAAAUUGGGGUAGAGACAACGCCGAUAUGAUUUUGAGUGCAGUACGAGGCAGCGCAUCUACUGUUACAUUAUCAUCAUUUUUACUAACGGCUAUACUUUUGUUCGCCUUUGUUUUUUAA
Molecule: messenger RNA, 2871 nt
Organism: Melitaea cinxia (Glanville fritillary)
Lineage: Eukaryota; Metazoa; Arthropoda; Insecta; Lepidoptera; Nymphalidae
Product: membrane alanyl aminopeptidase-like
Exons: 15
Coding region: 1-2871 (956 amino acids)
Biological process (GO): proteolysis; peptide catabolic process
Cellular component (GO): cytoplasm
Molecular function (GO): zinc ion binding; peptide binding; metalloaminopeptidase activity
Source: RefSeq, a predicted model, not a curated record